Molecule: messenger RNA, 2697 nt
Organism: Suricata suricatta (meerkat)
Lineage: Eukaryota; Metazoa; Chordata; Mammalia; Carnivora; Herpestidae
Gene: NLRP12
Product: NLR family pyrin domain containing 12
Exons: 9
Coding region: 144-2138 (664 amino acids)
Biological process (GO): negative regulation of inflammatory response; cellular response to cytokine stimulus; negative regulation of canonical NF-kappaB signal transduction
Cellular component (GO): cytoplasm
Molecular function (GO): protein binding
Source: RefSeq, a predicted model, not a curated record
ACGAGGCUCUGUUUCAUCACCGGGACCGUCCUGCCUGCUGCUCCAGUGUCGCUUGCCGCCUCAGCGGGCAUGCUGGAACCACUCAGGUCGCGCGGACACACCCCAGGCCGCGGCCGCUGUCCCUUAGGGUUCAGGACGCCGCCAUGCGCCGAGCCCCGCUCAGCGACAGCCUCUGUCGCCUGUCGGCCUACCUGGAAGAGCUGGAGGCCGCGGAGCUGAAGAAGUUCAAGCUGCACCUGAGCGCGCUGCCGGGGGCCGAGGCGGGCCGGAUCCCCUGGGGGCGGCUGGAGGCCGCGGGGCCGCUGGACACGGCACGGCUGCUGGUGGCGCACUGCGGGCCCCGCGCGGCCUGGCCGCUGGCGCUGGGCCUCUUCCGGCGCAUCGACCGGCGGGACCUGUGGGAGAGAGGACACGGCGAGGACCCGGCCAGGGACGCUCCACCUGACGGCCCGUCCUCACUGAGGAGUGAGUCAGCAUGUUCUCUGGAAGUCUUUCCUGGAACUCCAAGGAAAGAUCCCCGGGAAACCUACAAGGACCAUGUCCGCAGGAAGUUCCGGCUGAUGGAAGAUCGAAACGCGCGCCUCGGGGAGUGCGUCAACCUGAGCCGCAGGUACACGCGCCUCCUCCUGGUGAAGGAACACUCAACUCCCUUGUGGGCCCAGCAGAAGCUUUUGGACACCGGCUGGGGACAGUCAAGGGCCAUGGGGCCCCAGGCCAGCCUCAUCCAGAUGGAGACGCUCUUCGAGCCGGACGAGGACCGCCCGGAACCCCCGCGCACCGUGGUCCUGCAGGGAGGAGCCGGCAUGGGCAAGUCCAUGCUGGCCCACAAGGCCAUGCUCGACUGGGCCGACGGGAAGCUCUUCCAGGACAGGUUUGAUUACGUCUUCUACAUCAACUGCAGGGAGAUGAACCGCAGUGCCGCGGAGCAGAGCGCCCAGGACCUCAUCUCCAGCUGCUGGCCGGAGCCCAGCGUGCCCCUCCAGGAGAUCGUCCGAGUCCCCGAGCGCCUUCUGUUCAUCAUUGACGGCUUCGAUGAGCUGAAACCCUCUUUCCACGACCCUCAGGGCCCCAGGUGCCUCUCCUGGGAGGACAGGCGGCCCCCCGAGCUUCUCCUCAGCAGCCUGCUCCAGAAGAAGCUGCUGCCUGAGCUGUCGGUGAUCAUCACCACCCGGCCCACGGCUCUGGAGAAGCUGCAGCGCUUGCUGGGGCACCCCAGGCACGUGGAGAUUCUGGGCUUCUCGGAGGCCGAGAGGCAGGAGUACUUCUACAAGUAUUUCCACGAUGCGGAGCAGGCCGGUCAGGUCUUCAGUUUCGUGAGGGACAACGAGCCCCUGUUCACGCUGUGCUUUGUCCCCAUGGUGUGCUGGGUGGUGUGCACCUGCCUCAAGCAGCAGCUGGAGGACGGAGGGCUCCUACGGCAGACAUCCAGGACCACCACGGCCGUGUACACGCUCUACCUCCUGAGUCUGAUGCUGCCCGGUGUGGAGAUGCUGUGUCGGGGGCUCCGGCAUCCCAGGUGCAGGCUGCAGGUGGUCCAGUUGAGGAAGUGUCAGCUGGAGGCCAGCGCGUGCCAGGAGAUCGCCUCCGUGCUCAGCACCAGCCGGCACCUGGUGGAGUUGGACCUGGCGGGGAACCCGCUGGAGGAUUUGGGUCUGAGGUUCUUAUGCCAAGGACUGAAGCACCCAGGGUGUAGACUGCGGGUUCUGUGGUUGAAGAUCUGCCAGCUCAGUGCUGCCGCCUGUGAGGACCUCGCCUCCACCCUCAGUGUGAACCGGAGCCUGACGGAGCUGGACCUGAGCCUGAACGACCUGGGGGACCCCGGGGUGCUGCUGCUGUGUGAGGGCCUCAGGCGUCCCCAGUGUAGACUCCAGACCCUCCGGCUGGAUGGCUGUGGCCUCACAGCCACAGCUUGUGAGGACCUUGCUUCUGCCCUGGGCAUCAGCCAGACCCUGACGGAGCUUUAUCUGACCAACAACGCCCUGGGAAACGCGGGGGUCAGGCUGCUGUGCAAAGGGCUGAGUCCUCCUGGCUGCAAACUUCGCGUCCUCUGGUUAUUUGGAAUGGACCUGAACAAGAUGACCCACAGAAGGCUGGACGCGCUUCGCGGCGCCAAACCUCACCUGGACAUUGGCUGCUGAUGCCCACCCCUCCUCAAGACCCUCCCAGCGGGACGGAUCCUGCCUGCCUGGGGUCGGGUCCUCAAGGCCUAGUGGGGCGUGGCGCUUUCAGGGUGGGGGGUGCUAGGGGCAGGGGCAGAACCCGAGGAUUUUGAGCAGGGGUGCUCUUGCCCCCCUGCCCCACCCGGGGACACUUGGCAAUGUCAGGAUUCUCCUAACGCCAGCCCCCUACAGCCAGGCAUGUGGCUGAAAUGGGAUUGUGGCAAAGCGGAGAAGCCUUGUGCUGGAGGAUCAGCAAAGCCAGGAGCGCUAGACCUUCCCGAUCGCAGGCCAGGCCCGCAGCCCCGCGUCCGCGGGCAACUUGUCCCACGCCGCGGAUACCGGCAAGGCCGGAUUGGAGAACCGGAGACUCGGUUCAGGGGAUUGGCCGGCGGCCCGCUCAGGUCAACCACGCAACGCGGAAGUGGAGCCGGAAGUGCGGAAACACAGGAAGUUUGUAGGGAGGGACCCUGGAGCCCAGGAUUCAGACUUCGGAUUAAAAAGUCCCAGGGUCUCCUUAACCCCUGGCUCUUGAAAUCAA